AUGGAUCAGCUUGGUGAUGGCCCCAGACUCAACUACCUAGACCCCCGACUUUCCAACACCAAUUUCCAACCACUCCCUGUGAAAAUCGACAAGGAAAAAGACCAACAAAUCAUUGAUACAUGGCUCGCUGAAAGAGGAAAGUUCCAAAUAAACCCCUACUACGCCAUCCGGAGGCCCCGAUGCGAAAUCACCCUAAAUGGGGCGAAACAAGCCUUGCGAAACUGUCUCGCAAUCGUGGAGAAACUAAACAAAACACAAGAAGAACUGCGAAAUAAAGUCGAAACCAUGUCGUCGAACGAAUGGAAACAAAAAACCCUCGAUAUCGGGAGUCUCAAAGACGAGUUCGACAAAUCAAUCCUCUUGUUCGAAGACAACACAAUUUUGAAGUCGCUCAAAAGCCUGGUUGUCAAACGUGCGAAAAAACGCCUCAAUCAGAAAAAACAGAAAAAGUUUCGACAAGAACAACACAAAAUCAAGAAGGAGAAACAAAUCGAAAUUGAUAAAAACAUAGACAGGUGGCUGGAGAGCAAGAAAGAGGAAGUUGAACGCGCAAAAAUGGAAGAGAAGAUGAAGAAAGACGCCGAUUGUGUUUUGUAUGAAGUGACGAAGAAAAAGUCGGAAGCUCGCAAGCAACUCUCUCUUAUUUCCGCUCUUGUUAAGUUGAGGACGGUGAGGGACGCUAUGGCUACGCAAAGGGGCGAAAAACUGUCUCUUGAAGACAGGAAAGCCUUCGGUCAUGUCACAGAGAAAUUAAUUCGCAUGUGGGAAAACUCUUACCAGAACUACUGCAAAGAGGAGCAAUGCUUGAAAGUGAUGCUUGAACACAACGCCACGAUGGACUCCAAAGCGGCCAUAAACGCGAAACAGGCGCGUAUUGUCGACGACUGGGAGUCUCUACUCUUCGGCCCGAAAGACGCCCCCGUCAACAACCCCACGUUCUGGGCUUUGACCAGCGCCGACCGCGAUAUGGAGACGUUUAUAGCGAUCAGGAAGAGUUGGGAUACGUUUCUAAGGGCUUCAGGGUCCGCCAUUCCGCUAGGUUGGGUCAUUCCGCCAGAGACACCCAACGAGAGUUGGGCCCCGUUUUUAAAAAAUGACUAAUUGCUUUUCCAAUGUUUUUAAUAAAAUGACUAAUAAUUAAA
Tribolium madens (black flour beetle) is the source of this 1142-nucleotide messenger RNA. RefSeq names its product U11/U12 small nuclear ribonucleoprotein 59 kDa protein-like. NCBI's taxonomy places the organism in Eukaryota, Metazoa, Arthropoda, Insecta, Coleoptera, Tenebrionidae. The record is from RefSeq and is a predicted model, not a curated record. The transcript is spliced from 2 exons. The coding region runs from base 1 to 1101 and encodes 366 amino acids.